CCUUUUGUAAAAUCGAUGCCGCGCAGUACUGGAAGUAUCGCUUUCCUGUCGCGAGCCGCUGUCGCUGCGGGUUUUGUAGUAGAUCGGCUAUACACUGUGACCGUAUCUUUUAUGUUAUUCGUGCAGCCAUUUCGUUUCGAAAGAUGUCCGGAGUGAGUUUAAUCGUGACGUUUUGAUACGUUUUCUAUAGUUUUUUGACGUUUAAGAAGACACCAUCGCUGUGGAUCUGUUACAAUGCAGCAACCAAUGAACCAGGCGGAACCCAUAGGGGGUCAACAAGCGAUGCAGCAGCAGAUGGUGUUGUGCCCUGUUCGAUUCGUGUACGAGACGCAAGUACUGGUCCAACCUGUUCCAGGAGAUCAGAUCCAGCCAAACCAGACCUUCUUCAUCAACCCACAGAAUCCACCACCAUGGAUGAACAGACCAGCACCGAACCCAGUGGUCUACGUCCAACAGCUGCCCAACAACGUGGUCCACCAGGUUCCACCACAAAUAGACCAGAACCAAUUAUACCUCCAACAAAACUUCGCCAACUUCCAACUCCAACAACACAUGUUGGCUCAGAAUCACCAGCAAAACAACCAAGGGAUGCAAUUAGCCAACAUUGUGCCAAACAUGGUGCAAACAGUCCAACCAAGUAUACAGCCAAAUGACAGGAACAUAACAGCGACACCAAACCCAGUACAGAUGCAGACAAACACACAGAUGAUACAAAAUCAGAUGAACGUACAAAGGCAAGUACAGAACCAGCCGCAAGCUGCUGACGUUCAGAGGCAAGUAUACAUGAACGUAAGACCACAGAUAAACCAGCAGAUGAACAUAGCCAGGCCCGUCAUGUCCUUAAACCAGAUACAAAACAUGCAAGCGAUGGCCAACAUGCAAAACUUACAAAUACAGCAAGCAAAUGCUGGACAAACAUUUGUACAAAAUAUUGGGCAAAGAAUGCCGCAAAAUGUGAAUCCUGUUAGACCACAGAUAAUGGGUAGCAAUAUGAUGAAUGUCCAGAACGUACAAACUAUACCAAAUGUACAACAAAAUGUUCAAAGUGUUCAGAAUGUUCAAAAUCUACAGAAUAUACAGAAUAUUACCAUGAAACCUCCGCAACCACCAUCAGAAGCGAACAAAGUAAUGAAUAAUGUCGGCACAGCACCGCCUGCAGUGAGAAACUUUGCUCAGAACUACAACUGCCGACCCAUACAACCGAGGCGAAGAUUCGAGAGUCCAAAUGUACCUAAAAUGCAACCACAACCAAAUAUACCAGUACAACAACAACCUCUACACAUACCGGUGCAAACACCGCCACCACCAACACAAUACAACCAGGAGAGAGUAAAUAGUCACACUGUAGUAACAAAUAUAGCGACGAAUACAAAUUUCUUAAAUAACCCGAAUGUUAGUAGGAAAAGAAAAAGCGAAUCUCCAGAUGAAAUAGAACACAAGAUGGCACCGCAACCGCCACCUAAACCGAUAUACAAGAACGUACAACAGGGUAUAACUAUCACUAAGAUAUGUAAUGAAAUAGGUACGAACACGAGUCCCCAGCACAGUAAAACGAAUGCAAAUAAUGUCAAACCGAAUAGUACUGUUGUCCAAAUGACACCCGCCCCACAGCUGAUGGUGGUAGAAGCACCAGAAACAUCAGAUGCUAACAAAAAAAUUAUAAAUGAUUCACGACCUGUGAUAGCUCCUGUUACAGAGAGCGAUAAAUUAAUUAGAAACACAGUGUUCACACAAGCACGAGGUAGAGUGUUACAAGACAAAAUAAACGAUGCUUUACCAACACAAAUUGUAGAGAAUAAAACGCCAGAAAGUGUUCAAAAUGCGACUGAUAUUAGGACUGAUAAUGAGGUACAGACUGAUAAAGAUGCGGUAAUGACUGAACCGCCAGUUGAUAAAGUUCAGCCUGAAAAAGCUGCAAGUAUACCAAUGACUGAAACACAAAAGGUUGAUGUAAAUAUUGUGACUGAUAAGAAAGUUAUUGAAGUCAAAAAUGAUGUUUCGAAAGAUGUUGUUAAGAGAGAAGAAGAAAAUAAGAGUCCUGAUAUACAGGACGGGAAAUUAGUGAUAGAUGAAUCAAAGGAUCAAGGUACUGAAGUAAAGGAUGAAAAUAUGGACAUUGCUGAAAGAUAUCCGCAAAAACAAGAUAUACUGACACAUGUAGUUGAUGGAUAUGUUAUUCAAGAAUCUAACUUCGCUUUUCCGAUCAGGAAACCGCUAAUAGAGAAGACACUACAUGCCAACCUGAAGGCGGAAUCUGAAGCAACAGACGCCCUGAAAGAAUGCAUGAAAGAAGAAAUGAAGAAUCCAGAAGUAGACGGUCAAUUACUGCCGUUUCACUAUCUUCUACUCCAUUGUGAGAAGAAGAAAGAAGAAGAAGAUAAAGAGGAUGUCAAGGAGACGAAUCCAUUUGCUGAUUUAGAGCAUACUACAGUGAAAUCUUGGACGGUGGAAGACCUCUCAAGUCACCUGAUGAAAUACGAUUGGAAAGACACAGUGUCGGUAUUUCAGGACCAUGAAAUAGAUGGAGAGUCCUUAUUCUUAGUGUCAAAGAACCAACUAGUUAGCAUAGGAGUCACAGAAGAAAAUGCAGACGUUAUCUGCGCAUUCGUCAGAAGCUGAUCAUCAGAUAAUCGGGAGGAAUCGAUCCUAAUCGAUUACGAUUGGGAAAUAAAAUCGAAUUUCAUCCGAGUACAUACUAACAAUCGUUCCUCUCACAAUCGAGUCAAUAAUCGUUCAUAUUACAAUAGAUAUUCUAGAAAAUCAAAGUUAAAACUGUCGAAAGUCGGUAAUCGAUCGUUUUAUAAUCGAUUUUUGAAAAAGAAGCAAUAUAUUAAUGCUUUUGUUAAACCAGGAUUUGAUUUAGUUUAUCCAAAGAAUACAAGGAAUUGUACGGCAGUUGAUAUAUUAAAUAAAGAUAUAGAUACUAAUAUUUAUGCUGAUGUACAUGUACAGAUUCCAAAUACAUUCAAUUAUAGACCUAAGCACAGUAUAAUAAGACACAAAAUAAAUAGUCAACAAGUAGCCACAAAGAAUACAGGUCAACAUAGUCUAAAUAUACACCAAGGAGAGAAUUUUGACAAAGACAUAGCAACAGCUGAGAGUAAUAUAGAAAAACUGAAAAAGGUAAUCGAACGUUUGGAAAGGAACGAUAUUAUUGUGACGGAGAUACACGACAAUGAAAACGGCAACGAAAACAAUGUUGAAGAAAUUGAUAAAACUAUCGAAAAAGACGCUCAUGAAGAAGAAAAAAUCGUUUUCAAAGAUGCCUAUGUUCAUCUAAAACGACUUUUACAUCAGAAUUAUGUUGUACAAGCAGAUGGUGGUAACAAUGAAUUUCAAGACGGACCAUCGACUGUAUAUGAAAAUAUACCAGCGUCCAAUAACAAUGAAACAGUACCUGAAAAUCAUGGAAAAGUAAUAAUAGAAAUAGAUACUGAAAAUGAUGAAGAGAGAACACUUAACAACAUCACCAUAAAAGAACACGAAAACGCAGGAGAAAAAAUUGUUUUCAAAGAAGCUUACGUUACCUUAAGACGUCUGUUAUUAGAUAAAUAUGCUACAAACGAUAAUGGAGAUGGUACAUUAAAUGUAAAUGACAAUAUAGAAACAAAUAACAACAUAAGAGUUUACAUAAAAACGAAUCAUACUACCAAUGACGUAAAUAAUAUUAAUAAUGAUACAGAAGCUAACGAUAUACCAGAAUUCCCAAAAAAUACUGAUACAGUUGACAGUGAAAAUGAUUUCUCCGUAGCUGUGAAGCAACAGUCUGAUGAUGUAGCACCAGGAACUAGUGAUGGACUUCAAGGAGUAGUGUAUGAGUCAAAGAAAGAGAGUGAAGGAGAACGAGAUAAGAAACAUGUUCUAACUCAUGUUAUUGAUGGAUUCAUUAUUCAGGAGUCGAGUCAUCCUUUCCCAAUCCAAAAACAUUUCCCAUUGAUGACCACUUCACAAGCACCAGAACAGACGAGCACCGAGCCUACUGCAAUGGAUGUAGAAGAAGAAAUCAUAAAUGACAACGAAAAUUUGAAUCCCUUCAGAAGACUACAGCAUUCUCUUGUCAAAACCUGGACGACCACAGACCUAUCGACCCACCUCCUCAAAUUUGGCUGGACAGACGCAGCAUCAAUUCUAUCAGACAAUGAGAUAGAUGGAGAGUCUCUCUUCAUGGUCUCCAAGAACCAACUCGUCCUCAUUGGAUUAGAGGAAGACCAAGCUGAAUGCAUUGAGGACUUUCUCCAAGGAAGCCCUAAUUGAAUUUGAGGUGUGGUAGAACUGUUCUUAUUGUAGGAGGACUAAAGUUGUUAAUUGAUUGUUAUAGUAAAUGCGAAGGUCUAGUUAGAUGCUUAUGAACUUCAAGGCUAGAAUAGCUGAUUAGAUCUGGAUGGAAUUUAACUUAUACUAAACGACAUGUAGGUAUUUCGUUAAAAUGAAAAAUAACUAAGUAUGUCUAUCUCUUUACUUUUGGUCUUUAUCUUUUUACAAAAUUUAUCAAAAUCAACACAGCAAUUUAAGUACUAAAGAAUGUUGACAAACACACUAGCCUUCGCAUUUACAAUUAAGUAACAUUUUCUUUAGUCUUCUUAUAAGGUAUCAGACGGUUACUGUUUUCAAAAGACCAUUUGGUCUUCUUGUGUAUUCAAAUUUUAUGUGUCUACUAAAACAGCUUUAUUGGUAUUUUGGUCUACUCACCAAUAGACCUUAAAUUCUUUUGAUAGUAGCGGCGGUUUAUUAAUCUUUUCGUCUACUCAACUAUCAACUAGAAAAUCUUAUUGAUGUAUUCCCAUCGGUCUUUUGGUCUACUGAGUAUAAGACCUUAAGUUCAAAUCAUGAGAAAGUAAUCAUUGAGAUUCUAUCAUCCUAACCAAACAGCACUUACUUGGUAUUUCCGAAAGACCAAUGAGACCGUCUUUUCAAAAUAAUGUUUUUGACUAAAAUACGUAAUGUGAUGUAUACAAUUUUUUCAAAAUCUCGUUGGAGAUUAAAAAUGGAAUUGUGUUAUAAAAAUAAUAAUAGUAUAGAAAAAUGUGCAAAGCAAGUCGAAAAGGGCAAGAAAAGAGAUGGUUUUAAAAAAAUACAUUUUUUUGAGUUUUUAUUAAAACUAUCGUAAGACAUACUAAAUUACUAA
This is a messenger RNA of Spodoptera litura, 5125 nucleotides long. RefSeq lists its product as uncharacterized. The record is from RefSeq and is a predicted model, not a curated record. Lineage: Eukaryota; Metazoa; Arthropoda; Insecta; Lepidoptera; Noctuidae.